AUGGUCAACAAAAUGUUCAAGAAUGUACUGAGGAAGAACAUGAAAGUUUAUGUCGAUGACAUGCUGGUGAAAUCAAAAUCCAUGAGCAAUCACGAAGAUCUCAAAGAUGCCUUUUCCAUUAUCUGGGAGCUUAGUUAUCGAGGCAUUGAGGCAAACCUGGAGAAGAUCAAAGCCCUUUUAGACAUACCUUCACCCAGAAAACACAAGAAUGUUCACAAGUUAGCUGGAAGGAUUAUUGCACUUAGUAGAUUCGUUUCUAAAUCUAUAGAUAAGUGCAUACCUUUCUUCAAUGUACUUCGAGAAAAUAAUAAGUUUGAAUGGACAAUUGAGUGCCCACUUAGUAGAUUCGAGAAACUCAAAGAACACCUAACGAAGGCUCUAAUAUUGUCCAAAUCAAUUAAGGGAGAGUCGUUAUUCUUGUACCUGUCAUUGUCAGAUCAUGCUAUAAGUGCCGCCUUAGUGCGAGAAGAAGAAAAUGUACAACUUCCAGUUUAUUACAUGAGCAAAAGAUUGUUGGGCGUGGAGUGCAAAUAUCCUAUGAUUAAAAACCUUUCCUUUUGCUUACUAAUUGAUUCAUGGAAGUUAAGACCAUACUUUCAAGUUGAUGCCAUUAAGGUAUUGACCAACCACCCUCUUUGUCAAGUAUUACAAAAGCUAGAGUCAUCAGGAAGACUCCUAAAGUGUGCAAUGGAGCUAAGCCAAUUUGAUAUACAUUAUCAACCAAGAAUUUCAAUCAAAGGUCGAGCCUUAGUAGAUUUCAUUGUCGAAUGCACGGGGAUAAAUGAUGACCCUGAAAUGCCAAUCUUGAAGUUAGAAGUUUGGAAAAUAUAUGUAGAUAGAGCAUUAAAUGAGAAAGGUUCUGGAGCUGGAAUCAAUCUAAUUUCUUCUCAACAACUUCAACUCCAAAGUGCACUUCAAUUUGAAUUCGAAGCUUCCAAUAAUGAAGCUGAACAUGAAGCUAUGAUUGCUGGCUUGCAAUUGGCUAAAGAGGUUGGUGCCAAGAACAUUGAGCUUUGCAGCGAUUCACAGGUAGUUGUCAACCAAGUUUCUGGAGAGUAUCAGACGAAAGAAGAGAAGAUGGCUAGUUAUGUAGCAAAACCCAGGGAGCUAUUGAAACAUUUUAAGCACUAUUCUAUGAAGUAA
Messenger RNA from Cannabis sativa, 1143 nucleotides. RefSeq lists its product as uncharacterized. The transcript has 2 exons. NCBI's taxonomy places the organism in Eukaryota, Viridiplantae, Streptophyta, Magnoliopsida, Rosales, Cannabaceae. The record is from RefSeq and is a predicted model, not a curated record. Gene Ontology annotation, molecular function: RNA-DNA hybrid ribonuclease activity; nucleic acid binding. The coding region runs from base 1 to 1143 and encodes 380 amino acids.